CAAAGCGCGUUGGUAGUUAUUUCGCACGGUCUUGGCGAUAGUGCGGAAGGUUUUGCUGAUGUAGCGGAGACCCUGGCGAUGCAAAUGCCUCACGUAAAGUUUGUGUUACCAACGGCCCCUACGCAGCCUGUGACGAUGAACAUGGGCAUGUCGAUGCCGAGCUGGUACGAUAUUGUCGGUUUGGACGAACGGGCGAACGAAAACUGCAAAGGUAUCGAAAUUUCUCGAACUAGAAUCACGUCCAUUCUAGAAGAGGAACAUGCCAACACUGGUUUACCCUAUAGGCGCAUGGUACUCGCUGGAUUCUCUCAAGGUGGCGCCCUUUCCUUGUAUACCGGCUUGCAAUUGAAAGCAGAGCAAAAGCUAGCAGCGGUAAUAGUAAUGUCGGGCUAUUUGCCGGCGGCCAAGACUUUUGCAGUUACUACAGGCUUGGAAAGUGUUCCCGUUCUGCAUUGUCACGGAACACAAGAUCCGGUAGUCCAAUUUAGCAUGGCGGCAAAAUCGAAACAGCGCGUUCUGGAAAAAGGAGGCCAGCAAUACGAAUUGAAAUCAUAUCCCAUUCCGCACACGGUCAGUCCUGCCGAGAUAAACGAUGUGCUAAAGUUUCUGCAGAAACAGCUCCCGCCG
Messenger RNA from Phaeodactylum tricornutum CCAP 1055/1, 627 nucleotides. Its product is annotated as lysophospholipase. Gene Ontology annotation, biological process: protein depalmitoylation. The transcript is spliced from 2 exons. Lineage: Eukaryota; Bacillariophyta; Bacillariophyceae; Surirellales; Neidiaceae. The record is from RefSeq and is a predicted model, not a curated record. Gene Ontology annotation, molecular function: carboxylic ester hydrolase activity; palmitoyl-(protein) hydrolase activity. The annotation marks the transcript as partial. Gene Ontology annotation, cellular component: cytoplasm.